This is a messenger RNA of Pichia membranifaciens NRRL Y-2026, 1431 nucleotides long. RefSeq lists its product as hypothetical. NCBI's taxonomy places the organism in Eukaryota, Fungi, Ascomycota, Pichiomycetes, Pichiales, Pichiaceae. The transcript has a single exon. Gene Ontology annotation, cellular component: endoplasmic reticulum. Gene Ontology annotation, biological process: GPI anchor biosynthetic process. The record is from RefSeq and is a predicted model, not a curated record. The coding region runs from base 1 to 1431 and encodes 476 amino acids.
AUGAAACUAUUGCAAAAAAUAGCAUGGAUUGUGACAGCUCUUGGCGCUGUUUUGAACCUAUACAUUUACACGUAUCCUUCAUUAGAUUCGACGCAAUGCUACUGGUCCCAUGAGUAUCGGGAUUUGACGACAUUAGGUGCUUGGGAAAAAGCAAUAGUUGAGAUACCAUAUUUUGGAGAUCUGUAUAAGCAAUAUUUUUUGCCAGACCAUGCCAAAAAUGUGGAUAUGCAACCUCGAGAUAUCCGGAUAAUGGCUGUCGGUGAUCCUCAACUUAAUGGUAAUUGGCCGAACACUUCUUACAUGAAGAGGCUAGACAAUUUUGGUAAUGAUUAUUAUCUAAGGCACGUUUACGAAACAAUGAAAAAAAGGUUAGAUCCCUCUUUUGUUGCUAUGAUGGGCGAUUUGGUCUCUUCACAAUGGACCGCUGAUUCGGAGUUUUUCAACAGGACGAGAAGAAUUGUUUCACGUUCGUUCCCUCGUCCAGAAGAGCAGUGCUCGGCUGAACUUAAUAUUAUAAGUAAACAUGAGGAUAUUGACUGGUGGACUUAUCUGCAAAAUUUUGAAGAUAAUCUCAAAAACGAUGUCUUUAAACAAAGGGAAUUUUACGAGUUCAAGGACGUUUAUGACUGGUAUAACGGUACUUUCAUCGACCCUUCAACAGGUUCAAACACAGAGCCUUUAUUCCUGAAUGUGACUGGUAAUCAUGACAUAGGUUAUGGCGAUACAACUUACCAGCAUAUGGCUAGGUGGAAAGCAUUAUUUGGAAAGGUGAAUUACUGGAUCGAGUAUGACACCGAUACUGACCAUCCUUGGAGGAUUGUCAUGCUAAAUUCAUUGGCUCUUGAUGGUCCAAUGCUUGAACCUGAACUCAAGACUUACACGUGGCAGUUUCUUGAGGCAUUAGAAAGCACCCAUUACAAGGGAUCCACCAUUUUGCUCACACAUGUUCCAAUGUACAAGAGAGCUGGAUUGUGUAAGGAUGGUCCAAAUUUCGAAUAUUACACUGCUAGUGGUUGCCAUGGAUGUUCUCCAAGUAGAGUUGGCCUUUUGAAAAGUCAGAACCAUUUGUCUCAAGAAACUUCGAGGAGGGUUCUUGAUAUCGUUUUUGGUGAGGGUGCUGGUGGUAUUAUCCUUACUGGUCAUGAUCAUUACGGAUGUGACAAUUAUUACAGUUUUGUGGACGAAGAAAAAGGUUGGGUAGCAGAGAAAAACAUCACAAGUGAUAAGUGGAUUCGUGAAGUGACUGUUAGAUCAAUCAUGGGCGAUUUUGACGGCACCAUGGGUAUAAUGACAGGUCAUUUUAACCAAAACCAAAAGAAAUGGGAAUUUGAUUAUACCCAGUGUAAAUUUAUAGUGCAGCAUGUGUGGUGGGCAGCUCGUAUCAUGGCAUUACUAGCUGCCUUGCUACAGUCUCUUACUUUCUUAUUUUAA